Messenger RNA from Erpetoichthys calabaricus (reedfish), 1742 nucleotides. It is a transcript of the gene spon2a, whose product is annotated as spondin 2a, extracellular matrix protein. The record is from RefSeq and is a predicted model, not a curated record. NCBI's taxonomy places the organism in Eukaryota, Metazoa, Chordata, Cladistia, Polypteriformes, Polypteridae. Gene Ontology annotation, biological process: cell adhesion. The coding region runs from base 616 to 1716 and encodes 366 amino acids. Gene Ontology annotation, cellular component: extracellular matrix. The transcript is spliced from 6 exons.
AAUUCAAAUGCGCCAUCCAGUUGAGAAGCAACAGAAAAAAGCCAAAGGGUUGACACAAAUAACCAACUAGAUAAGGGGCUUCUCCUGGUCGGGGGUCUCCGUGUGCCUGGGCACCCCCUGCUGCCCCUUCACAGCUCCAGCCGUGCACCCUGUUAUGAGCCCGCUAAGCCUGAAUUGGCACAAGUGUGGCUGCUGCCCGGCUCGCACUCUUCACAGCCAGACAACCCAAAGGAGAUCUUAUGCCAAGGCGCCAGCCUUCUUCUGAAGCACCCUACCCCCCCUUGUUCCCCGCCAUUAUACCAGCCUGCCUGCGGGCAAACCCACAAGCUGCUUCUGUCAUUCCAGAUGUGUUACUCACGGGAAGUUACGCCGGACCCCCCAGAGGGAGUGGGGCAGGCGGCUCUGAGCUCUUGUUACAGCGCUAAGAGUGGCGGCGGUGGCAGUAACGUCACUGUCACCACUGACCUGUCCACCUUCGGCAGACUCCUGUCUAGUGGGGUCACAGACUGCCCUCCUAGCUGGGCACACGUCCCGACCCCCACAGGCAGCACGUGAGCCGUUUAGGCCGGAGUUAAAGACCCUCAGUGUGCGACCCCCCCCCCCCAUGUGGCCCACAUGCACGCCAUAAAAGGAACUUUGAUGACGAGGGCAGCUGGGGGGCACCGCCAUCUGUUAAAGGCAACAGGUGGGCAACACACAGGACGGCGGGGAGGCAGCAGCACACUGAUGGCACCACACGGCGGGCUACAAGGACUUCUGGGAGUGCUGCUCCUCUUGGCGGGCAGGCCAGCCUGUCAUGCCACCGAUGCCAAGCCCUGUCUGGCCGCUGGCCCUGCUUCUUACCUGCUGCUCUUCUCUGGACAGUGGAGCUCCACAACUUUUCCCAAGCAGUACCCACUCUUCAGGCCGCCUGCCCAGUGGUCUAAACUCAUAGUGAUCACACACGGCCCACCGUUCCGGCUCUGGCGAGAAGGUGGCCAUGCCAGCCCCGGAGUGAAGCGCUUUGCAGAAGACGGGCAGGCGGAUGAACUCGUCAAGGAGCUGACAGAGAUCAGAAAGAGCCUGAAGAUGAUCCACGCCAUCCACCAGGCCCCCAACGUGUCCAGUGGGACCGGUCGCACCGCAGCUCGGGUCCUGGUGGUGCCCAGAGCCUCAAGGAUCUCCCUGCUCAUGAAGCUCAUCCCGAGUCCCGACUGGUUUACCGGCGUCGACAGCCUGGACCUCUGUGACGGUGGCCACUGGAAGCCGAGAGUCACCUUGGAGCUGCGCCCUUACGAUGCGGGGACAGACAGUGGCUUCACUUUCUCUUCCCCCAACUUUCCCACCUCCCCGCAGGAGAACAUCACACGGAUCACAUCUCAGAGCCCCAAUCACCCCGCCAGCUCAUUCUACUACCCCAGGCUGGCAGAACUACCACCACUGGCCACGCUGACCAUCGUACGUCGGACAAAGCGGCCCACCGGACGUCUGCACCCCUCUCACCACAUGCGACGGGUGCCGGGGAUCCAGCAGUUUUCUGAAACUCCGCUGGACUGCGAGGUGUCCCGCUGGUCAUCGUGGGGCUUGUGCUCGGCCCCGUGUGCUCAGGCCGGACUUCGCCAGAGGACGCGUUUUGUUUUGCUCCGCCCGGCCAAUGACGGAGAGCCGUGUCCAGACUUGGAAGAGGAGAGUCCCUGCGUCCGGGAGGGCUGCUCUGUGGACGGUGACAGAAGGUGAAGCCCACCCAGGUCAGUCAUCCUGGU